AUGGCUCUGUUGUAUGGAGCUCUGGAGAUCCUUGCUCAUGGCUUUCUGGACUGGAACAGACCCACAGCCAUUAUAAAUAAUCCCUGGCCUCUCUCCAUUGCCAUCCAAAUUCCUUGUACACCAGGUAAGUACGUAAAACCGGCAUGCAAUACUAAUGAAAAACCAUAGUUGUAGGAAAAGAAAAGUAAUUGAUGCAGUUCCCAAGCAUUUAGUCUCUAGAAACGCUAUAAAUGUCUGAUUUUUAUUGCAUGUGUAAUUGAUGGUUAAGCAAACAUUUAUGCCAAAGUAGUCCAUUCUACGACCUGACCAAAUAUACAGAGAAUGAAAUGAAUACAUCUGAUCUCUACAAUAUAUCGUGAAUCUGUUAUUCCAAUUCUAUUACUUUCUGAGUUAAUAAAAGAUGUCCCUGUGUGGUGAGGUGUGUUGCACCCUGUAGUCUCAUUCAAAUUACAGUCCAAUAGAAACAUCCCCAACCUCAGUUUGUAAUACCUUUUUAGUUGGCCAAAUUUGCCAGAAUUGUAACUUCAGUCUCUGGCUAUAUAUUCUAGAAAAAGAUGGGUCUUGUACACUCUAUCACACAGGCGUCCUUACUAAUACCCGAAAGGAAGGUGCUCUUUUGGGUAUUCGUAGGGGUGCCCAAAAGGUAAAUCCCUAGAUGUUGUGCUACUACAACUCCCUUGAUCCUUUGCAUGCCUUUUAGAAAUACAAAGCAUCAUGGAAACUGUAGUUUUAAAAUAUCUGGGGAUCUACCUUUUUGGGCACCCUUGGUCUACAGUGAAGAUGGAGUUAAGAGAUCCCUUGCACAUCCAUAGACCUGUAUUAGGUUAUAAACUUGGGAGGAUGCAGAGUCGAGGAAUGAGGAAUGGAACUGACCUUUUAGAGAAUCCUAAAUAUAGAAGGAGGGAUUGGGUACAAUGUGACAGUAGGUUUCUGUGAUUUGGAAUAAAGUACUUGAGCUCGGUCUUCUUUCUCCAUUCUUCAGUAAGAUCUUUUUGACCUUUCACAAACACAGCGAGACAGUUCUACCUGUGUCAGAUCUUUGUGUCACCAUGGCUACCUGGUAGUGUAGAUUUUCCAAGCCCUAGUCUAAUGACUGACUGUAAAACAGCCAUUUGUAGACAUAUAAACAGUUUUGUAAAACUGCAGAGAAACCUCCAAUACAUUUACAAGUCUUACAAUCUAAGAAAAUCAAUACACGUCCUAUCGGACAUUCCUCUCUAGGUAAUGGAAAAUCUUGAUCCAACUGGCAAUAUCUCGAUAAAUAUGUAUUGUAAAAUCUCCUCUUGACACAUUGACUUUGAGUGCAAACACUGCAGAAGAAAAGCUUUAAAAUUAGAUGCCUCCAUUCAAAGAGAAACGGAAACGGCACUAGUAAUAAAACAAUUAGAAGUAUUAAACCUUGUGACUAGUCCGAGAUUGAGUGAGCAAGUAUACCCCGCUAUUCACACUUAUACAUUGAUCCUCCACAGAUACACCACUGCGAAUUUCACACAGAUACUCCAUACACACAACUUUGCAUUCGCAUACUCUGCCGAAGCAAAAACCUAAUCCUGUUUAUUCACCUAUGUGAGCAUUCAAAGUUCAAAUUUCACAUUUAAGGUCAGAGUAGCUGAACUGAUAACGUUGCUAACUUAAAUAAUUUUUCGAGUUCCACUAUUUUUCUCUUUAAGCUUGAAAGUCACUUUUGAAUUCUCACCUUAGUAAUGACCCUGAUAAUGUGAACUGCCUUUUGAGGUGUAAAGUAAAUUGUGCGAUAUACUAGUAUUUUAAGGAUUGAAAUUUGCAAUCUUUUUAUAAUGGUGCUAAAUUAUCUUACCCACAACACCACUUUGCAUUCUACCCUGAACAAAGUGAUGUGAUGGGCAUGUAGGUGUGUAUCAGUAGAGUGAAUAUGAAUAGAAUAUUAAUCCUUUUAAUAGUAUAAAUCUGGGUGAAUAGACUUAUUAGGCGCUUAAAUCUAGUCAUUGGGUAUUUCAAAACGUAUUGAAAGUUAACACUAUUAUAUUGCACUUCUUUUAAAGGAAAACCGUUACAUUAGAGUUGUCAUUUUAUUUACCUAUCCCCUAAAUUUCACAACUCUGUUAAUUCGGUCGGCGAAAGGUAGCGCGUAAAAAUCCACACUGUUUUUAUCCUGGAAAUGAGCACCUCCUGAUUGUCUCAUUGUCAAUCAUUGUUAAAAGGUCUGACCUUUGCUCCUGUCAAUCAGAACAGAGACGAGAAGAAACAAAAAUGGUUUCUCCUAUGAUACAGUGUAUACCCUGGCUGUGGCAGGGUUAAACUUGAUUGUGAUGUUACUUGGUAAAUCUUUUUAAAGAAACACUAUAGGGUCAGGAACACAAACCUGUCUUCCUGGCCCUCUAGUGUUUAAAAACUCUAUCUCCCCCCUCCCCCCCCCACCCCCUUUCCCUCUAAAUACUGUUACCUUUAUCCCUGUCUGCAGCUGCUGGCUCUACACUUCAUCUGCCUCCUUGGCUGACAUCAGAAGUGGUGAUCUCUACCAAUCACAAUGCUUUCACAUAGGAGGCAGAUCAGGGGCAGAGCCAGCACAAGCCAAACACAGCCCUGGCCAAUCAGCAUGUCCUCAUAGAGAUGCAUCAAGUUAAUGCAUCUCUAUGAGGAAAGUUCAGUGUCUACAUGCAGAGUGGGGACACUUAAUGUCAGCACUGCCCCAGGAAGCACCUCUAGUAGCCAUCUGAGAAUUGGCCACUGGAGGUGUCCCUAGGGAGCAAUGUAAACUCUGCAUUUUCUAUAAAAAGACAGUGUUUACUGCAAAAAUCCUGCAGGAACUUACUAUACGCACCAGAACAAAUACAAUAAGCUGUUGUUGUUCUGGUGACCAUAUUGUCCCUUUAAGAUAAAUUUAAAAUGAAAGACCUUGCAUGGAAAAAAAAGAAAAAAAAGUUUAAAGGUCUACUUUAAGUACCAUGGCCACUUUAAUGAUUUGAAGUGGUCAUGGUACCUGGAGUCUGUAUGUGCAGUGUUUUGCUAUAAAACUCCCCACAUACAGAGUUUAACCCCUCUGGUUCUGGAAGUGUAAUUGAACCUCCGGCAGCAUCAUUAGGGAUGUCUAAAGCCAGCCUAGUCCAUUCUGCAGAAACUGGAAUCGCAUCAACAGAUAACCAGGGAGUCUUGGAGCCCGGUGGGAACCCAGUUAAAGGGCUUGUCCCAUUACUGGGAAACAGGGCCACAAUACUCCAGGCAUCACUGGGGUGACCCUUUAUCACAAGUUUAUAGUUGAUCUUCAGUAUUUUUAUUCAAUAUAUAAUUUACAGUACAAGUUCCCCUUUAAAAGUUGUCCAUAGAAUCCGGGGAAAAUUUUUUUGGUCAUGACCUUAAUAACAUGUUUACUUGUCAUUCUGAUGUGACUUUUUUUUUUUUCCCCUUAAGAUUUCAGGAACAGAGUCCAACUUGCGUGA
Messenger RNA from Pelobates cultripes (western spadefoot toad), 3416 nucleotides. The record is from the annotation of a GenBank genome assembly. NCBI's taxonomy places the organism in Eukaryota, Metazoa, Chordata, Amphibia, Anura, Pelobatidae.